Phlebotomus argentipes is the source of this 2031-nucleotide messenger RNA. It is a transcript of the gene Ada2b, whose product is annotated as transcriptional adapter 2B. Lineage: Eukaryota; Metazoa; Arthropoda; Insecta; Diptera; Psychodidae. The record is from RefSeq and is a predicted model, not a curated record. The coding region runs from base 269 to 1705 and encodes 478 amino acids. Gene Ontology annotation, cellular component: SAGA-type complex; nucleus. Gene Ontology annotation, molecular function: zinc ion binding; transcription coactivator activity; chromatin binding. The transcript has 5 exons. Gene Ontology annotation, biological process: regulation of transcription by RNA polymerase II; chromatin remodeling.
CUCUGCCUUCUCCCCAGCGAAGCGUCAGCUGGCGGCGGUGUGUUUGUUUGUGGUGUCAAUUUUGCAAAAUUUAGCCAAAAAGAAAGUCUAGAAAUGAUCUAAGAUGAUGGAACAACAUAACUAGAAGUGAAAUACCGUGGAAAUUCAUCACUCAUUGUGCGUAGAGAGUGGAUUUAGGGACGGAAGCCAUUCGUAGAGUGCAUCCACCCUGUGACGUGUGCUUUCCAGUGACGUGAUUGGAAGGGCACACGCACGUUCCAGUAGCAAGAUGGCGGAGUUGUUCGACAAGUAUGUCUGCACAAAUUGCCAGGAGGAUAUUCAGGGAAUUCGUGUCCACUGCUCAGAGUGCACAGACUUCGAGCUCUGUCUGCAGUGCUUCGCCGCAGGAGCAGAAAUUGGACCCCACAGAAAUGAUCACAACUACCAAUUCAUGGACACGGGAGCGCUUUCAAUUUACAGGGGAAAGGGUGGAUGGUCGGCGCGCGAGGAAGUGCAUUUGCUGAAUGCCAUCGAGCAGUUUGGCUAUGGAAAUUGGGAGGACAUAAGCAAGCACAUAGAAACUAGGAGUCCGGAGGAGGCGAAGGAAGAGUAUGUCAGUCACUUUUUGAUUGGCACGAUUGGGCGACACACUUGGCAGUAUGCGCUGGAUAAUCAGAGGCCCCACCUGAUGGACCACACGUCUUCGGAAGACAACGGACCACUCAGUCAGCUGGUGACUCAACGUCUUCCGCCGAUCGACGUUCAGCCGGACGAAUCGGCACAGCUGGGCUACAUGCCCAAUCGCGAUGACUUCGAGCGGGAGUACGACACGGCGGCGGAACAGCUUGUGUCCUCCCUCUCGCUGAGCGUCGACGACGAAGAGACUGACAUUGUCCUGAAGCUGGCACAGGUGGACAUUUACACCCGACGACUGAGAGAGCGCGCUCGUCGGAAGCGCCUCGUGCGAGAUUACCAACUCGUGGCGAACUUCUUCAGAGGUACGCUGCGAAGGACACGAUAUUCACGGGAACAGCGAGAAAUGCGCGAUCGCUUUCGUGUCUUUGCCCAAUUCUACACUGCCCAUGAAUUCGAGCGCCUCUUGAGUUCUCUGGAUCGCGAGAAGGCGCUCAGGAUUCGACUGAGUGAGCUGCACAGGUAUCGAUGGAAUGGACUGACGAACAUGGACGAGUGUGUUCACUUUGAGCAGCACGCAGCUGUGGCGCCCCACAGAAACACCGGUCCGUAUGGCCACGGACGCACGGACAACCGGUCAGCUUCCGAGCGUCAACAGGCAUUGUCGUUACACUUGCCGCAAAUAAGAAAAGGAGAAAGCGCCGCAGUCGCAAGCUCAAGUUCCACCGUCCCAAAGUCCAUGCACCACAUCGGCGACCCGGCCUCCUCCGACGCCUCAUCGCUCAACAGAAGCUCCUUGGAUAGCUGUCGGGGAGCGGCGGUGUCCGUCGCCGGCGGAAGCCGCCAGGGUCAGCCGGCGGGAGCGCCAGCAACGGCGCCGGAGCCACUGAGCUCGCAACCGGGAGGCAAUCUUCUGUCGUCGAAUGAGCUGAAGCUGUGCGCCACUCUCAACCUGCCACCCACGCGAUACAUAACACUCAAGACUGUUUUACUGAGUGGAGCGUCUCGUGCCAUCGACGCAAAGGUCUCACCGCUGGAGAACUGCGUCCGGGAGUAUCUCAUGAAGGCAGGAUGGCUCUCCAGUGGACAGUAGGAUGGGCGCGGAUACGUUAUUCGCUCAUUUCCAUCGUAAGCUAGUUUUAUACGUGUACCUAUAUUGCGAAAUUCUCACGUAAAAUCCCGUAAAUCUAACUAAAUUCGUGGUGAAGAUGAAGAUGAUGUUGUGACGAUGUGUAUUUUGAUGAGAGGACUGAUGGGAGAUUUAGAUAGGUGGCAUGUGAGCUUAGUGGAUAGGUGAAUUAUGAAGCCCUAUCCCACGGAAAGCUCUAUAAUAUGUCUAUGUAAUUUAUUCUCAACGUAGAACGUCUUAUAGGUGUAACCUCGAUGAGAAAAAUAAAGUGAUUUAUUGAAAUGGAAAAA